Molecule: messenger RNA, 2964 nt
Organism: Helicoverpa zea (corn earworm)
Lineage: Eukaryota; Metazoa; Arthropoda; Insecta; Lepidoptera; Noctuidae
Gene: Rlip
Product: ralA-binding protein 1
Exons: 10
Coding region: 130-2232 (700 amino acids)
Biological process (GO): small GTPase-mediated signal transduction
Molecular function (GO): GTPase activator activity; small GTPase binding
Source: RefSeq, a predicted model, not a curated record
AACAUUGACGGAGGAACAGGGAAAUGUGUCAAAAAAAUAGAAUUUCAAUAAUGGUUUCUUGUUUUGCCGAAAGGAAUUAAACUUGCGUAAAAAUAGGUAACGAAUUAGGAAUCCUCUCCUAAUAAAAUCAUGGAUUUUGAAAGCCCCGAUGUUGAAAAGGACUUUCCAGGCCUGUACGCAUCGGAGAGUGGGAGAAAAAGUAAUGAAAGUGACUUUAGUGAUGGAGCUGAUCAUGAGAAACCUAGCAAGAAAGACCUAUUAGGAAGGCGCAAAGAAAAGAAAGAGAAGAAAGACAGAGGCUAUGCUGCUUUGGAAGGAGAAAGUUCACCUGAAGAGGAUACUGAUACCAAAAGUCCGUCAAAAUCGAAGAAAACAAAAUCGUUCAAGUUCCCCACUAAAAGUAAGGAGAAGCGUGAGAAAUCCCGUGACAAAGAGAAAGUACUAGAAGAUGCAGCAAAGCAAAGGGAGCGCGAAGAAAAGGAAAAGAAAAAAGAAAAGGAACGAGAGAAGGAGAGGGAGAGAGAGAAGAAGGAGAAAGAAAAGAGGGAUAAACUGAGAGAGAAAGACAAGGAAAAGGAAGAGAAAGCGAAAUUCAAACUAGAGUCUAAGGAAAAACUUAAAGAUGAGAAGAAGGAUAAGACAAAGGACAAAGACAAGGAAAAAGUUAAAGAGAAAGAAAAGGAAAAGGUGAAAGAAAAGGAUAAAGAUAAGAAAGACAAGAAGUUGACGAAAGUUCCCUCGACGUUCACGUGUGGGAUACCUUUUGAAGAGAUAUUUACUUUGGGAGUGGCGUUACCAAUAUUCGGAGUACCCUUAUCACAAUCAGUGGAGCGAUCGCGAUGCCACGACGACACUGGACUGCCUCUCGUUGUGAGAGACAGUAUCGAUUACUUGCAGGCGCACGGUUUGAAAUCGACUCAGAUAUACCGCACGGAGCCUGACAAGAUAAAACUGCAGCAGCUGAAGAAACUGUUCACGGAUCGAGGACCCACGUUCCCUUACCACUGGGACGUGCCCGUCGCUUGUGCUAUGCUGAAGUGCUUUAUUAGCGAACUCCCGGACUCUAUACUAACACAAGAGCUCCACGGUCAGUUCGAGCAGGCCACAGCUAUCGCCGAGCCACAGCGCGAGGCCAGCAUGCUGUCGCUCAUAGCCAAGCUGCCGCCGCACAACUACAGCCUGCUGGCCUGGCUCAUGCGCCACUUUGACGCCGUGCUGGCUAACGAACAGGCAAAUCACGCGAACAUACAAACGAUAGCAACGGCGAUGGGUCCCGCGCUCAACAUGUCGCUCAAUCUGCUCACUUACUUCAUCACCAAGGCUGAGAAACUCUUCCCUGAUGUCCAGCUUACCAAAUACGUACCUCCCCUCGCGUCAAUCCCCCCAGACUUCCCAGAGACGGCUCCAGAGAUAAGCCUGGAGCUCCGCAAGCAAGAGUCUCUGCUCAACCAGAUCCACGCGGAAAUGCACGCCGGGUUCAUCACGCCCGCCAGAGACCAGCAACUGUGGGAGGCGCAGAGAAUUGUUACUCAGUUGAAGAGAAAACUUCGCUCCGUACAAAAAUCCGUAGAGCCAACGAACUCUCUACAGCCACAACACGCCUCCCUGGACGAAAAACAAGAGAAACCAGAGGAAGAGCCGGCUAGACGGAAUUCACAGCCUUCCCAACCAUCACAGUUGUCAGAACUACCCACACCACAGGACACUGAAGUGAAAACACCCAAUGAGCCAUUCACAGACCCUAAAGAAUCACCCAGCACCGAACCUAUCUUCGAAGCAGAAUUCGAAGACAAUUUCGAAUUCAAACCAGAAACAAACGUGCCCAUAAAAGAAACACCCGAACACGAGAUACCCCCAGCCGAACCGGUUAAGGAAAAACCAAAACUGACGGAAAAAGAACUCAAAGUAUUACGAUUAGAACUCGAAAAUGCUGAGUACUUGCAACUUAAGUCUCUUCUCCAAGCGAAAAUCAACUCUGAACAGUUUGAAAUCGUUAAACUUAGGAGUCAUGUUGCUUUGAAGAAUAAGCAAGCAGAAGGCACUCAGAGUGCUAAAGAUAGUAAAGAAAAUAAUACCCCAGAAGAACAAGAAUUACGACAAAGACUGAUCAAGGAAAACGCCAUGUUAGAACAAAAGAGAGUUAACCUUAUCAAUCAAAUAUUCCAAGAAAGGGUCGCUUGUAUACAAUUGAAAAUAGAACUAGCUAUGAAGGAAAUAUUAUCGAAGUCGUAAAGUGAUGAUAAUUUAUGAGAUAAGGAUAAAAGCUUGGCAUAUUAUGUUACCUGUGAUUGUAAUCAUUUUGCAAAAGGAACUGAGUGGCUGCUAGAUGAGAUUAAUAAGCAGAAAGAUUGUGAUCAGGAUAGCAUUAACAUAAUCGAUAUUCUAUAAAUCGUGGAAAUAUUCAUUCCUAUAAUAGAGUAGAUCCUGACUAAACUACGCGACGAAAUUAUGCUAGACGUAAUAAAUGUAGUGUGAAUCUCUUCCUUAAUAAUUUCUAGCAAAAAAAUAUAGACGAUUGGUGACUAUUUACGUUAUGAUAGGUUCUUUCUGGAAACGAAGCGAAAUAUAACUAAUAUUAGUCUCAAAACUAGAAUAAGUAUAAUUAUUUAUUUAUUAAUAUAUUCUUGUUGCAUGUUGUACAUGGAAAAUGACAUUAUAUAACAACAAAAUAAAAUAACAUGCCUAUGAAUUAUUCAUGACAUUGCCGCAUUUCGAAAUGGCUAUCUUAUCUUUCUAAGACUGCAGUAAUAUUUAUAUACUACUUACAUAAAUAGAUAUAGUAAUAUAUUAAGACGUGAAUGUGCAUUACAUGAUGAAUUUUCUGUUAUAAAGUACAGCUAAUUCACAUGUAGAAUUUGACAUUGUAAAUGCCAAAAUAUAAUAAUCUUGAUAGUGUAAUACACCAAGGAACUUCCGUAUUGAUUAAUCAAGUAUUUGAUCAAAUAAACACUAUUGUACAUAAAA